Molecule: messenger RNA, 672 nt
Organism: Didymosphaeria variabile
Lineage: Eukaryota; Fungi; Ascomycota; Dothideomycetes; Pleosporales; Didymosphaeriaceae
Exons: 3
Coding region: 1-672 (223 amino acids)
Molecular function (GO): peroxidase activity
Source: RefSeq, a predicted model, not a curated record
AUGCUCAACUCCCUAGCCAAUCAUGGAUUCCUCCCACACAGCGGCAAAGAGAUCAUGUUAAAUACUACUGUGCACGCCCUCGGCGCGGCACUGAACAUCAACGAGGAGGUCGCUACGAACUUGUUCAACUUCGCAAUCACAACGAACCCAGAACCGAACGCGACUGAGUUCUCUCUGGAGAACCUGGGGCGACACAACGUCUUGGAGCAUGAUGCUAGUUUGACCCGCGCAGACUUCGACGUAACCGGCGACUCGGUCACCUUCAACCAAACCGUCUACGAAGAAACCCGCUCCUACUGGACCGACACCACCAUCACCGUGCAGCAAGCCGCCGACGCCCGCCUCGCCCGCUACACCACCUCGAAGGCAACCAACGCCAACUACAGCAUGAGCACCUUGGGCGACAAUUUCAGCGCCGGCGAAUCAGCUGCCUAUCUUUUCAUCCUGGGAAACAUUGACACGCAGUCGGUGCCGAGGAAGUUCGUGGAGUACUUGUUCGAGAACGAGAAGCUACCCACUGAGGUUGGCUGGGUGCGCCCAGACCAUGUGUUCACUUGGGAGGACUUGCAAAUGGGGAUCGAGCUGAUUUACAAUGCUACCGGGACGACGGGGGAAGCGGCGCGUAAGAUGCGGUUGAGCAGGGAGAUUCAUGGGGGGAGCUUGAGGGUCUAG